Messenger RNA from Sinocyclocheilus grahami, 532 nucleotides. Its product is annotated as major histocompatibility complex class I-related gene protein-like. Gene Ontology annotation, cellular component: external side of plasma membrane. The annotation marks the transcript as partial. Lineage: Eukaryota; Metazoa; Chordata; Actinopteri; Cypriniformes; Cyprinidae. Gene Ontology annotation, biological process: immune response. The transcript has 3 exons. The record is from RefSeq and is a predicted model, not a curated record.
AUGGUUCUAAAGAUCCUACAUCAGGAAAAGAAACAUUCCCUCCAAUUCAAGUUUACAGCUCUUUCCAAAGCAGACACUUUCCCAGAGUUCAGUGCUGGAGCUGUUGCUGAUGGCAGACAGAUCAAACACUACAGUAAUGAAGAAAGAGUCUGGAUUCUGACUGAAGAUGACUGGACUGAAGCUCCUGAAGAACCACCUGAUUCUAGAGACAGGUUCCUACAUCAGUUAAACACUCUGUCAAACUGCACAGACUCUCAGUGUUCUCAGCUCCAUGUUCUUCAGAGAAUGAUUGGUUGUGAACUGGAGAAACUUCCUGAUGGAACGGUGAGUCUGAGAGCAUUUGAUGAAUAUGGAUUUGAUGGAGAGGAUUUUAUGGUCUUUGAUUCUGAAACUCUGCAGUGGAUUGAUAAAAACCCCAAAGCUAAAGAAACCAAAAUGCAUUGGGAUCAGCAAACAGAACGAAACCAAUUCCUCAAGCAAUACCUCAAGAACUGCAUGAACUGGAUCUCCACAUUUAACCACACCAGAAAGA